Messenger RNA from Penicillium vulpinum, 318 nucleotides. RefSeq lists its product as uncharacterized. The transcript has a single exon. The record is from RefSeq and is a predicted model, not a curated record. The coding region runs from base 1 to 318 and encodes 105 amino acids. Lineage: Eukaryota; Fungi; Ascomycota; Eurotiomycetes; Eurotiales; Aspergillaceae.
AUGGGGAGAUUUGGCGUGACCCCGAAGCUGCUAGAAACAAAAACGACAGUGGUGAUUGGCUCAGUCAAAAGGCAGGGAUGUAUUGAGAACACGGCCUUCACAGCGUACUGGGACUCGGAACAAGACAAAUUUUGGUGCCCAGAUUCAGAGGGAUCAGCCGGCCGUGGGCGGGCUAAUGCAGCGGAGCGCUUUUGGAAUGGUGGAGACACAGACUCAAAUGAUGUUGGAAUGAUAACGGCAAUAUCUCAAGUUGACUUGAAACUUGACUUUGUGAUUCAGAGUUCUAAGAGUGUACUUGAUGUUUACCGGAGAGAGUAA